UAAUUGUCUGGACAGUAUCCGAUCAUAUCGAGAUAAUCGGUUUGUGAUAAACAAAGGGGCAAUUAAACACUGGGUUAGAAAUGCUGAAACAAAGAGUGUCAAAACUGGUGUGAACAAUUAAAUAAAAGCAUUAACAUUCAUAUAGAGGAUUUAUUUAAUCUGUAACAAGCCUCCAGGUGAAGCCUGUUACCAUGGUGCUGUUUGAUACGGAUGCUGUGUAUGCUCGGUUGACGAGCAGAUACAUCGGAAGGGAGAUACACUUCAAACAGUCCACUGGGACCACAAUGGAUGAUGCAGCUCAAGGGGCCAAACAAGGUAGAGGUCAUGGGACUGCAUAUGUAGCCGAUGUUCAAACCAACGCUCGAGGUUCCAAAGGAAGGAGCUGGAAUGCUGUGUCAAGCGGAAACAUCUAUGUUUCAUUCAUCAUUCAUAGAAACGCUGUAGAUGGAGUGGCUACCCCAGAGCGGCACUUUGAGCAUGACCUUGAACUUGCAGCCUCACUGUCAGCAAUGGAGGUCAUAGGUGAACAUGGGGUUACUGGGGUCAAGGUCAAAUGGCUGAAUGACCUUUGGAUUAAAGGUCACAAGAUUCUGGGUGCCUUGGCAGAAUUUAAGGGUUUAAUUCAAGUUAAGGGUGCAAGCAAGUACCUGUACAUACUUGGGGUUGGACUGAAUCUGAACUCCGACAUGCGUCAUGUGACCGAAUUAUCAGGCCUGGCCACAAGCUCGCUGUGUGAAACCGGACGACUUCUGCAGAGAGAGGAAAUAUUUGCCGAUCUGUGCAGCCGCUUGGACGUUAAUCUGACCAAAAACAGGGCAGAUCUUAUGGAGCUCUACCAAAAGAAUGCUGCAUUCAGCGUUGACACUGAUUUGAAAGUUUACUUCACAAAUACGAGUUUGAAGUCAAAAGUUUGCUCUUAUCAGGGUGUGGAUGUAAAUUGGGCAAUAAAACUGAAAGACAAAGAUGGCGCACUUUUUACUGCGCCAAUCACAGAGGUGUCUGUGAGACCAGUCCAGCAACAAGCCGUGUACGUACUGAGUGGGGAAGGCGUGGUCGACUGGAGUUGUCGUCUGCUCAUGAAGACCUGCACAUCGCUCCUGGAUACCGUGAAGUACGAUGUGAGGAGCGUUACCAUGACAGCGCUGUUGAAUGGAGGAAUUCCCAGAGAUUGUGCCUUGCUUGUGAUUGGUCAGCUAUGUGAACUGCUUCCUAGCAGCUCAUUCGUCAAAAUAGUCAGGUCACAUGUGCAGACAGGUGGGACAUGUUGGUGCCUUAGCAAUGGCUGCUAUCUGUUCCUAGACACUUCGUGCACAGAUUCAAACGCAUACCAGUUGCAACCAGUUUCUUUAACAGUGUAUGGACUGACCCCAGGCACAUCAGAAACAACUCAGGAAUCUGUAGCCUGUCUCUCCGGUAUCAAAUUAACCCUCGGCAACAGUCGUCUUGUUGAAGAAGCAGGCCUAGAAAUUAUUGCAAACUACCCAAUCAAUGAGUCAACUGAUAUUGACACACACAUGGAUCAUGCUGUUAAGAAGAGAGUUGAUGAGUCGAAAGUGAAGGGUUUACCAAGAAAUAGUGCAGUUGUUGUGGUGAGUUCAGGAGAAGGGCUUGUGUGUUUGUGCGAACCACAAUUGGAAGUUUCCUAUGCAGACAUAAGGGAUUUUUUUCCGGAAAUUCAGCAUUUAGAGGAAAACCUUCACAGCACGUUCUUCCAAAGAGAUUUUUUGGUGCAGAGAAUAUUUGAUUAUCUGAAAUUGUAGGACUGUAUUUGCUAGCUAUUGAUUGUGUUAAAACAUUCUUUUUCAUACUUGUUUACUGAGAUCUUAUGAUUCAAAUUCGAAACUUAAUGAGCACUAUCCCUGUAUGGUGGAAGUGUGCAUAGUCAGAUUGUUCCAGUGAAAUGAAGGAGUUAUUGCCCUUUGAUUAUAAGUAUGGGAUUUUCGUUUUUGAGAUCAUAGGAAGUAAUGAAUUCAAAUAGCAUUAAACGUAAUAUGCUCUUUCCUUUUUGAGUGUAAUUGGUCAGGUUUUUCCUUUUUCAGGGAGUUAUUGACCUUUGAAAUCAUGUCUCCUUUUGAUGUCGGACAAUAAUGAUCCAAGUUUUAUACAAAUUUACAAACAUUUUAAUCAAAAUUAUUCAGGCAGUUAUUGCCCUUUGAUUAAAAAGAUGAUUUAAAAUAUGACUUCAAAAUUAAUUUUACGUUAUUUUGUCAGCUCACAUGAAAUGAAUCAGAAAUGAUGAAUCUUUACAUGCAGUUUCCCUUCAGGAUGGACAUGCACAUAUUGUUAUGUUGUAUUGUGAGUUUCCAGGGAGUUAUUCCCCCUUAAACUAUAAUAUGUGACCAAACAAAGCGUAUCAUCAAGGACCAUACAGAUGAUCCCUUAUAGUGGUGUUUUUUUUCAUGUUUAGCAAAUUUUCCAGACAUGAUUGUGCUUCCGUAUGUGUAUUCAAAAGCAAAUACCUCAUGUUUUUUUUAGCUCACCUGAGCACAACGUGCUCAUGGUGAGCUUUUGUGAUUGCCUUUUGUCCUUCGUGCGUCGUCCGUUGUGCGGUGUCAACAUUUGCCUUGUUAACUCUCUAGAGGCCACAUUUAUUGUCAAAUCUUCAUGAAAUUUGGUCAGAAGAUUGGUCUCAAUAUCUUGGAUGAGUUCAGAAAUGGUAACCUUUGCUUGAAAAACAUGGCUGCCAAGGGGCGGGGCAUUUUUCCUUAUGUGGCUAUAUAUGGCUAUAGUAAAAUCUUGUUAACACUCUAGACACCACAUUUAUUGCCCAGUCUUAAUGAAACUUGGUCAGAAGAUUUAUCACAGUAAUAUCUUGGACGAGUUUGAAAAUGAUGCCGGAUGGUUGAAAAACAUGGCCGCUAGGGGGCGGGGCAUUUUUCCUUAUAUUGCUAUAAUAAAUCUUGUUAACACUC
Molecule: messenger RNA, 2912 nt
Organism: Dreissena polymorpha
Lineage: Eukaryota; Metazoa; Mollusca; Bivalvia; Myida; Dreissenidae
Exons: 8
Coding region: 192-1760 (522 amino acids)
Biological process (GO): protein modification process
Cellular component (GO): cytoplasm
Molecular function (GO): biotin--[biotin carboxyl-carrier protein] ligase activity
Source: RefSeq, a predicted model, not a curated record